Molecule: messenger RNA, 432 nt
Organism: Pelagomonas calceolata
Lineage: Eukaryota; Pelagophyceae; Pelagomonadales; Pelagomonadaceae
Source: the annotation of a GenBank genome assembly
CCCAAGCGGGCUGCACAUGAGGCCAUGUGCUGCACACGCAAAAACACGGUUGGCGAGCGAAGCGGAGCAGCGAAGCUGCGCAGCGGAGCCGCCAGCCGUGUUUUUGCGUGUGCAGCACAGGCCUCAUGUGCAGCCGCACAGGCCACGGCGCUAGCGAUUUGGACGGAUUUUGGAACGACUGCCUUCGAGGCCUUUCGACGGCCGCGAACUCUACGUUCGCGCGCCGCAACCGCGCGCAGCAGCUGCCAGACAUCCGAGGGCACCGCGACGCUAAAAAUUCUAGCUCUAAAUGGCUUUAGACGCGCGCGGCGCGCGAAAGACGCGUUCGCCGAGAAUCGCCGAGAUGCAAUUUUUCACGCCCUUCCGUUUUUGCGAACUUUGAGGCCCACGGCAUCGUUUCGCGUGAGUUCUGGGACGCAGCGAAACCUCUGA